This is a messenger RNA of Sipha flava (yellow sugarcane aphid), 2761 nucleotides long. Its product is annotated as armadillo segment polarity protein-like. Gene Ontology annotation, molecular function: transcription coactivator activity; cadherin binding; protein phosphatase binding. Lineage: Eukaryota; Metazoa; Arthropoda; Insecta; Hemiptera; Aphididae. Gene Ontology annotation, cellular component: catenin complex; adherens junction. The coding region runs from base 433 to 2700 and encodes 755 amino acids. Gene Ontology annotation, biological process: cell adhesion; positive regulation of transcription by RNA polymerase II. The record is from RefSeq and is a predicted model, not a curated record. The transcript has 13 exons.
CACAUUAUACGCACACACGUACACUGUAUAUGUAUAUGCAUCCUUGUUGGGUCAGUUAAUCGCCCCCACUUGUGUAGCGGUCUGGAAUGUGAACCUGCAUCCUGCCUAGCAGCGAGUACCAGGCUGCCACCGUCCACAAAGGAUCCUUAGACCCUCGGAGUCUGCGAGUGAUGUGAAAAAAAAAAUUAAAAACGUCUCGAGCGCCAUUUUGUAUAAAUAAGUGCGUGUUGCGAUUUUUUUUCUCUUCUUUCGGGCAAAAAUCCGCUUACACCGAGUCCUCGUGUUGUGAAGUGCCACUAUUGAUACCCGUUAACGAAUUGUCUGUACAACCGAUCGACGUCAUUUAUUUUUGUUUCGUUCGGCCGUUGUUCCGUUCUUGUCAACAGCUUACUGACAGUCGUCAGCCUCGACUUCGCGUGCCCAGAUUAAACAAUGAGCUAUCAAUCUCGAGGAAUGCCCAGUAACAUGGUGAACCCGAUCAACGAGACAAUGGAUAUCAAAGAUCCGUCUCUGGUAUGGCAACAAAGUGGCCAGUAUUUACCAGAUUCCGGUAUACAGUCUGGAGGAAGCACCCAGACUCAUUCUAUAACUACCAAGGAAGAUGACAUGGAAAGAGACAGACUUUUGUUUGAUCUUGACCAAGGGUUUCCACAAUCUUUUCCUCAGGAACAAGUUGAUGGUAUGAAUCAACAUUUAGGCCAGACGUGUGGUGAAAAUUUAGAUGAUGAAGUUGAAAUGCCUGCUCAAUUUAAUGUAAACAGUGCGGCAAAUGUACAAAAUAUGACUGGACCAAGCCAAAUGUUAAAAUAUGCUGUUGUCAAUUUGAUCAAUUAUCAAGAUAACGCUGAACUUGCAACCUGGGCUAUUCCAGAGUUAAUUAAAUUAUUGAAUGAUGAGGAUCAAGUUGUUGUAUCACAAGCUGCUGUUAUGGUUUAUCAGCUUUCUAACAGAGAAGCUGCCUUGCAUGCAAUUAUAAAUAGCCCACAAAUGAUUGCUACCUUAGUGAAAUCCAUAUCUAAUAGCAAUGAUUUAGAAACCACUAUUGGUGCUGUUGGAACAUUACGUAACUUGUCUAAUCACCGGCAUGGUCUAUUAGCAAUUUUCAAGAGUGGAGGAAUACCAGCUUUAGUUAAAUUAAUGAGUUCUCCAGUUGUAUCUAUUUUACGAGAUGCUGUGAUUACUAUUCAUAAUUUACUUUUGCAUCAAGACGGUUCGAAAAUGGCUGUUCGUGUUGCGGGUGGUUUGCAAAAGAUGAUAUCUUUAUUAACAUUCAAGUCAAAUAGUCAUUCUAUUACUGUAAAGUUUUUAACAAUUAUAACUGACUGUCUACAUAUAUUAGCUUGUGGUAAUCAAGAAAGUAAAUUAAUAAUAUUGGCUGCACAAGGACAUGUUGAGCUUGUGCGUAUUAUGCGUUCAUUUAAUUAUGAAAAAUUACUGUGGCUUACUUGUCGAGUUCUUAAAGUCCUAUCAGUAUGCUCACGUAACAAACCAGCUAUUGUAGAAGCAGGUGGAAUGCAAGCUUUAGCAAUGCAUCUUCAACAUGAUAGUCAGCAAUUAGUGUACAAUGUAUUGUGGACUUUGAGAAACUUGUCAGAUGCUGGAACAAAGGUUGAUGGAUUAGAACAACUUCUGCAAUCUUUAGUAGCAGCAUUAGGCCAUUCAAAUAUUAAUAUUGUAACAUGUGCUGCUGGUAUAUUAUCAAAUUUAACAUGUAAUAAUCAAAGAAAUAAAUUGACUGUGUAUCAAUUUGGAGGUGUUGAAGCUCUUGUUCGUGCAAUUAUGAAUGCUGAAGAUAACGAAGAGAUUACUAAACCUGCUGUUUGUGCUCUGAGACAUAUAACAUCAGGGCAUGCUGAGGUUGAAAACUCUCAGAAUUCAUUUUGUCGAACAGGUGGUAUUCAAGUCAUAGCCAAGCUUUUGCAACCAUCUUCACAUUGGCCUCUUAUUAAAGCUGUAAUUGGUUUAAUAAAAAAUAUAGCUCAAUGUAAAGCAACACACGGACUUCUUCGUGAACACAAUGCCAUACAUAAUUUAGCUGGACUUUUAAUGCGUGCUUUCCAAGAUCUUCAAAAUCAUUCAAAUACUAGUGUGAAACCUGAAGAAGUCAGAAUGGAAGAAGUUAUUGAAUGUGUUACAGGAACUUUACAUAUAUUAGCUAAAGAAUCACAAAGUCGAUCAAUAAUGCGUUCUCAACAAGGAUUUAUGUCUGUAUUAAUACAGUUAUUAUUUAAUAACUUUGAAAAUAUACGACGUUUGGCAGCCGAUACAUUAAAUGAAUUAGCUGCGGAUAAAGAAGGUGCUGAUAUGAUAGAAGCUGAAGGUGGAACCGCUUCUCUUAAUGAAUUAUUACAUUGUGGAAAUGAAGCUCUUGCUACAUGUGCAGCUGCUAUACUAUCCAGGGUUUCUGAACAUAAAUUACAAAAAUGUCUUUCCAUGGAACUUACUAGCUCAUUGUUUAGUGAAGAUCAAAAUUUAUGGCCAUCUGGUGACCUUGGUAUAGCACCAGAUUUGCAGGACAUGAUAGGUGUGAACGAGUAUGAUAUAUAUGGUCAAGGAUUGAGCACUGUCUACAGUGGUGUAGGGUCACCCAAACACAGUGCUUCAGGGUAUGACACGCUACCCUUAGAUUCAAUGGAAGGAUUAGAAAUUUGUCCUCCACAAGAUUCCAGUUAUGGUUCUACAGUUCAUUUAUUUGAAUGAAACAAAAAUGUAUUUGUAUGAAUAAUGUAAUAAUAAAAAUAAUCUAAAAUUUUGUUUGAAA